Molecule: messenger RNA, 3499 nt
Organism: Pectinophora gossypiella (pink bollworm)
Lineage: Eukaryota; Metazoa; Arthropoda; Insecta; Lepidoptera; Gelechiidae
Gene: jvl
Exons: 6
Coding region: 324-2192 (622 amino acids)
Source: RefSeq, a predicted model, not a curated record
UUUGACGUUUGUGUUGUGUGUCAAGGGUAAAUUGUCAAGAGAAAAUAAAUAAUUAUUCUAAAUAUUAGUGCUGUUUAAAAUGUUCGUGAUUCGUUUCUAAUCAAAUAUCAACGUUACGUUUAUCGUCUGUCUACAUGGAUUUGUCAAUAGUUGUACGUGGCGAUAAUAACUCGGAAAGAUAGAUACAAUGCUAGUGCGGACGCUCCCAACGUUUGGAUUUUGGCUCAAUUAUUAAGAAGCAGUUGUUUUUAAUCAUGUUAGAGACGCUGACAAUAGUUGUGUGUGGGGAAAUGAUGAUAAGCUAGUGUUUGUUAACUAUCGAAAUGGGGGAUAAGAUGAACAGAGAAUACUUCGAAUCUGGGGCUGCAGCCUUCAACUACAACAAUGUGACGGGCGGCGGGGACAGUGCGAGCGGCGGGUCGGGCGGCUCGGGCAUGGAGUGUCUGCAGCUACGCUCGCCGCCCGGCCCCUUCCACUACCUCAUCUCCGAGCAGGCUAAGUCCCUCGUCGCGCUACAGGAACUCCAGAAUGAGGUCGGAGCUCUGCUCGAGUUUCGCGACCUCGUCAUCGAGACAUUCCCGAACCUGCGGUCCAAGAUGGCGCCGUCGACGCCGAGCGGCGCCGCGCGGCGCGACUGGGAGCCCGGCGUGCGCGUGCGCCGCAAGCUGGCCGGCGGCGAGGCCGCGCGCGCCAAGCCGCAGCCCUCCGUGCAGGACUCCGGCUUCAGCACCGAGACCAGCUGCGGCAAGGACGCGCACUCCUCGGCCUCCGCGCCCGCGCCGCGCGCUCGCCCGCUCGAGGAUGAGCUGUGGGCGCUGCUCGACGUCAUCCAGCGCAAGGGCUGCCGCCUGCGAGACGAGGCCGAGCUGCUGCGAGGCGAGCUGGACGAGCGCCACGAGCCGCACGAGCGCCACGAGCCACAUGAGCGCCACGAACCGCACGAGACGCACGAGCCUGUGGAGCCGCACACGGCCGAGGAGGAGUUCGUGCGCGCGCUGUCUCGCGGCGCGGAGGGCUGCGCGGCGUGCGGCGGCGGCGCGCUGCGGCGGCUGCGGGCCGAGCGGGACGCGCUGCUGGCGCACGCGGCGCAGCUGGAGGCGCAACACGCGGCCGCCGUGCCCGGCGUACCCUCGCCCGCCACGCCGCUGGGCCGCCUCGACGCCACGCUGGCCACGCCCACCCGGGCGCCCCGCGUCGCCAUGCCGGACUCCAAGAAGUUCGCGGCGAUUCUCCUAGAGAGCAAUCCCGUCGAACUUCAAAGACAACUUCUCACCUCCACCGUGCAGAAUCAGGUUUUGUGCGAGAAAUUAAAGCGUGCAGCGGCGCAACGCACUGUACUACUGCAGCGGCUCGAGCAUAUGCGCGAUCAGAACGAUGACCUCAAAUUCAGGCUAGAGGAGAAAAACAUCGAGCUGGAGGGCGCACGCGCGCUGGCGCGGCAGCUGGAGGGCCGGCAGCGCAGCGCCAGCGCCGACAGCGUGGAGCGCUCGCGCUCGCACAGCAGCAUGCGCGACAUGGAGCCGCUGGCGCUGCCCGACGACGAGGCGCCGCGGCGCCGCCCGUCGCGCAUCCCGCUGCACAAGCCGGCGCGCGCGCCCGCGCCGCCGCCGCCGCGCCCGCCCUCGGCGCUGUCGGCACGCUCGGCGCGCUCGGCCGCCUCGGGCCGCAGCGGCGCGGGCGGCGCGGGCCCGCCCAGCACCGCGCCCGCCUCGGGCCGCAGCUGCGCGGGCGCGGCGGGCCCGCCCAGCGCCGCCCCCGCGCCCGCCCCGCGCCCCGCCCCCCGCAAGGACUCCCCGAAGUCGGGCGUCCCUGUCCGCCGCUCGCCCGCGGCGCACGAUAACAAGGGCGCGUCGCUGCCGCCGGGCGCGCUGGUGGCCGAGUACGUGUGGCGCGCGGCGCGCCUGGCGCCGCUGCUGGCGCGGCGGCCGCCCGUGCGCGAGCGCCCGCUGCCCAGCGACCUGCUGUUGGCCUACGAGACGCCCCACAACCUCGCUCUCGAGCUCUGCAAGUCGAUCCUCUACGAGAAUUCCGACUCGAUCGACAUGAACAACCUCAAGUCGUUGCACUCGGCCGGCGACGACUCGCUGUGGAACGGCAAGCCGCAGCAGUACUUCGAGAGCAUGAACUACGCGGAACAGACUCGAGAUGACCCCGACAAAGAGUACGACGCGGACUCGCUCGCUCCCCGAUAGUUUCGAAAUAGACUCCAUUAUGCUUCCAGUAUUUCACACAUAAUAUUAAACGAAAACUUAUAUUUCCCGCGUCAUCGAUGUUAUUCUUCCUAUUGGGCGUCUCGUUACGUUUAAAGGACUUCCAUAGGUACCCAGAUCAUUCCACAACUCAAAAGGCACGCUCUUAUAAAUGUCACGAGUAAUCUGUGAUAUCACAAUAUGAAUUUAUUCACUUCCAUCGUCGGUUUUGUAGCAAGUUUUAAAUCAUCUAUUUGUUAAAAUGAGAACCUACGAAAUUAUUUAAAUGAAGUGUUUUUAUUGCUAUAAUAAGCAAAUUUCAUGUUUCGAAAUAAUGUAUGUACUUUAUAUUUAUAAUUAAAAAUAUAAAAUGUUUCCUACCGCUUCACUAAUGUGAAACGUAGUUGAAUGUCAAACUCUACUAAUGAAAUAUAUCGUAGUUUCAUUUCUAAUAUUCAAUAAUCAAAUUAUAUAUUGUGGUAGUGUACAGUCAAAUGAUAUUUGAAAAUAAUGGUAGCUAUUUUAAAUACCUAAUUGUCAUUCCUAAGCCUAUAUUUAUGUAAGAACAGACUGUAAUUAUAAAUGAGUGAGAGCUUGGAACGACUGUAGCAAGGCUGUGAAACAUGAUGUGUGGGCGAAGUUGUUUCUCAUGUUGUCUGAUAACUAGUUAGUUAGGAAUAUUAGGGAAUGGUUCACACGGUAAAACUAUGUGUGUCAACGUUAUAUUAAUUAUACUAUUGUUGUUGAACUGCGUCCAAACGUCCAGUGCUGAACGUCCUCACGCGACCGCGCACGACUGUUGUAAGACUUUCAAGGAUUAGUUGAUUUUGUAGCGUAACAGAACUCCACACGGCAGAGCUCGGAAACAAAUAGUAGGAGACUGAUUUUGUAUAAAAAAAAAACAUAGUGAUAUGCUUAUACCAAGGUAGGAAAACUCCAUAUGCCCUUACUUGUAAUGUCUCUUUCUAUACUUUAAGUUUUACUUCGUAAAAAGAUUUGCCUACUAAGGUCUUUUAAGUAUAACUACUAGGAUAUUGAUAUUCCAUCUCCAUAGUGUAUAUGACUGUAAUUUAUGUAAAUUAAGAGUUAUUAGCUAAAUGUUAACUAUCGAUAAUUAUUUAAGUCAACUGUUUUAUGUACAGCUUUCAUUCACGCUAUUAGAAUUUGUAAAUUAUUAAGCCACUACCUAAAUAAUGUUAAGAUACUCAUACAAUUGUCUAGUUGACUUGAAUCUAGUUGAUGAUUUAUGUAAAGUUGUACAGAAAUCAUAUCAUUAUAUACAAAUUAUUCAAAUAAAUUGUUCAUAUCAA